Vigna angularis (adzuki bean) is the source of this 2051-nucleotide messenger RNA. RefSeq names its product CDPK-related kinase 6. The record is from RefSeq and is a predicted model, not a curated record. Lineage: Eukaryota; Viridiplantae; Streptophyta; Magnoliopsida; Fabales; Fabaceae. Bases 1304 to 1690 code for a protein of 128 amino acids. The transcript is spliced from 6 exons.
AGAAACCAAGCAUAAAACUCUACGACAAAGUCUACUGCUGCGGUCUUUUACGAAGCUAUGCCAUUGGACAUUUUUGUUUCCGUUUUCCUUCUAACUGAGGCAUAUAGGUCAAUCCAUAUUCACGAUUUCUCGAGGUUUCUCUCCUACAGACCAACAUUCUCCACUGCAUCUCACUCAAGCCGCUUCAACAUUCACCACCGAGAUUUCCUUCUCACUGAACCAACCGCAUCUACUUCUCGAGAUCUCACCUAUUACUCGCGAAUCCAAUCUCCUCGCGACCUUCAAUCGUAAGCAUAUUUCCCACCUCUGUUAGGGUUCUCUUUGAAGCAUAUUUCCCCUUUUUCAUCUUCCAUGGCCAUCUUCACGAAGCUCCAUCGUCACAGAUGGCGGCCUGUCUACUGUCAUCGCCAAGCCCAACGACUACGGCGGCGAGUUCGCGGCAGAGGAGGUUGGAGAUCUGUUCUUGGUAGCGAAGGAUUUGUGUUGGGGUUCGAAGGAGGUAGAGAAAGGUUCGUUUUUGGAGGCGGAAAAGGACUUUGUGCGGCGUAUCUCCGGGAGGGCGGGUGGGCAGAAGAGGGCUUUAAGGGCGGCGGCGGCGGUGGAUGGAGGUUUGCGGGCAGUGGUGGGGCUUCCUCUCCCAACCGUGGCGACGGGCGCGAUGGCGGAGCUCUUGCAGCGGUGGCGCACUCGCGACAAAGGAGCAAUUUAGUGAUCCCUCUGUCUCGUGAUCUGCUGUCGUGGUGGCGCCUCCGUCGCAGUGACUGUCCGGUGAUGCUGCAGGGAGAAAGCUACAGUGCUGGUUGCAUCUGUAGGGGUUACAGGGAUGGAUUGUUGGGAUUGGGUUCCUGUUGGCAUCUCAGAGCUGAUAAGAUUAAUCUCAAGAGUUUGGAUGCCCAGCUUCUUUUAUUCUGGAUGAUUUUUUUCCACUUCUUAGAUGCCCAGUUUGGAUGCCCAACUUCUUUUAUUUCCACUUCUUUUAUUUACUUUAUUGUGGAUGAUUUUUUUUCUUUUUUUUGUCUAACAGGGUGGUGUGGAGUAGCAUCUGGAGAACAAAGAUAUUGUAGUCCAUGGAAUUAUUUUUAGUGUGUCAGAGGUGGACAAGUGGCAGAGGAUGUAGAAAAUAGAAGUAUUCUAUAAAGGAAUUGUUGCUUCUGACAUAUAUUCACACUACACCAAAUAUUGCUUCAGAAUGGAGCUCACCUAAGUAUGCAACUCCUUAUAUGAUGAGUGGGUGUCCUCGUGUGUUCUGCAGUUUUGUGAGCACUCGGGUUUACAUGGUGGUGACCCAGGGGAUGCUGUUUGUAUGGAGAAUGGGGAGACCAUUUCACAAUGGUGGAAGCUUUACUUCUUGAAGUUUGGGAUAUUUGUAAAGAGAUUGUUGAACAAAGAUUAUCAGAAAAGGCUAACUACAGCUCAGGCUCUCAGUCAUCCAUGGCUGACGAGUCAUUGUGAUGAUGUGAAGAUACCUUUUGAUAUGAUAAUCCACAAGCUUGUUAAAAGCUUAUAUACGCUCAUCUUCUUUACGCAAAUCAGUUAUGGAAGUAUAUUGGAUAGGACACAACAAAAUACAAUGUGUUUUAAGGUGAAUUUGGUGAAAGAAGUGAAGAAGGAUAGAGAUGGAAUCAGAAAAGACAUCAAAAAGUGCAAAAGGAGAAGCCACAACUACCGCUCAACGGCAGUUUACCGCUGAGCGACACUCAGGAACCCACGUUGGCUCCGCUUAGGGGUGAAAAGGCCGCUGAGGGGAGGAAAACAACUCACGCACUUACCGCUGAGCGACACUAUUUUGGGCUUGGGCCUAAUUUUCUGUAAUUUUACGAAUAGUAUAUAAGCUUUAGGUGUUCCUAGGGUUUGUAUCUUUGGCUGAGACGAAGCAAACACUCACUUUUCCACCCCUUGAAGGAAGAUCUUGGAUGCUUAUGCUACCUUCUCAUCUUUCUAGGGUUUUAUCUUUCAUUCUUUCAUUAUUGUUCAUCUAGAUUCACCAUGAAUAUGGUGAACUAAACCUUGUAUUGUUGUUGGGAAAUCAAUGUAUUCUUGUGAAACUCUCA